Messenger RNA from Synchiropus splendidus (mandarinfish), 2677 nucleotides. RefSeq names its product ATCAY kinesin light chain interacting caytaxin b (gene atcayb). Gene Ontology annotation, cellular component: cytoplasm. Gene Ontology annotation, biological process: apoptotic process. The record is from RefSeq and is a predicted model, not a curated record. Bases 396 to 1463 code for a protein of 355 amino acids. NCBI's taxonomy places the organism in Eukaryota, Metazoa, Chordata, Actinopteri, Syngnathiformes, Callionymidae. The transcript is spliced from 14 exons.
AGAGGGCGGACGUGCGAGGGAGGAGGAGGAGGAUGCUGUUGCCAGGAAACAGGAGGGACGUCCAUCACUUCUGGCUCGCAGGCGGCGGUAAACACGCGAAACCGCGGCUCUGGAACUAGAACGAACGUGAGAGAGGGGAGCGCAGCUGACGAUGACCCGGGGCCUGGCGCGCAGCUGAAGCAAAUCCGAGCGAGCAGAGGCGGGCUGGGUUGCAUAAUCAAAACACAGUUGCCAUCCGGGUGACAUCAUCAUCAUCAUCGUCGUCGCGGGAUUAGAGCCUGGGCCAUGGUUCUUUCCCGGCCGAGGCCACAAGGACGGAUCGACACCAGCAUGGAAAAAGUCUCGCUGAGGAGGUCGUCUUAAUUACAGUCUUCAGCUGAGUCCUCUGUCCGAAGAUGGGGUCCGUGCGCAUGGACAGCAUGGAGGUCAAAGAUGAAUGGCAGGACGAAGACUUCCCAAGGCCUCUUCCAGAGGAUGGCGACUCGACGUGCGGCCUCACCGACAGCAGGAGCCACCCUCCCAGCAGCCUGAAGGUGGGCGAGUCGGCCGCCCAGCGCAAGCGUCGCACCCUGACCGCGCCCGACAUGAACCUGUCGCUGGACCAGAGCGAGGGCUCGGUGCUGUCCGACGACUUCCUGGAGACGCCGGACGACCUGGACAUCAACGUGGACGACAUCGAGACGCCGGACGAAACCGACUCGCUGGAGUUCAUGAACAACGGGAACGAGUUGGAGUGGGAAGACGACACUCCUGUGGCCACCGCCAAACGUCUCCCUGGAGAAGGAGAGGAGGAGAGGGACUCGUCCGGCCGUCUGUGGCGCACGGUGAUCAUCGGUGACCAGGAGAAGCGGAUCGACAUGCAGGUCAUCAGGCCGUACCUCAGGGUGGUCACGCACGGAGGUUACUACGGUGAAGGCCUGAACGCCAUCAUCGUGUUUGCAGCCUGUUACCUGCCUGACAGCAACUGUGAAGAGUACGCCUACAUCAUGGAGAACCUCUUCCUGUACGUGGUGAGCAGCCUGGAGCUGCUGGUGGCCGAGGACUACAUGAUCAUCUACCUGAACGGAUCCACCCCUCGCAGGAGGAUGCCCGGGAUCAGCUGGCUGAAGAAGUGCUACCAGAUGAUUGACAGGAAGCUGAGGAAGAACCUCAAGUGUCUGAUCAUCGCUCACCCGAGCUGGUUCAUCCGGACCGUGCUGGCCAUCUCAAGACCCUUCAUCAGUGUUAAGUUCAUCGAGAAGAUCCGCUACGUCCACACUCUGGAGGAGUUGAGUCAGAUCGUCCCCAUGGAGCACGUUCAGAUCCCGGACUGCGUGCUGCAGUACGAUGACGAGAAGAUCCAAGCCCAGCGGGAGAGAGUAUCUCUGACCUCCAGGCUGCAGCAGGAGCAGCUCGGCUCGUCUGCAUCUAAAGAAAGGCCGAAGUCCAUGAUGGCAGAACUGGGCCCAGACAUUGGACAUUAAGGGCCACGCCUCCUGCUGCGUCAUGUUUCCUCAGCACACACAUCAGGUGGUUCUUCAUCAUCAUCCUCCUCGUCCUCCUGCACUCGCUGUUAUGUAAAGCUCAGCUGCUCUGCUCUUUAAGAGGCUCGCACACUUAUCAAUUCUAUUUUUUGAUCCUGCCACUCCUGUAAUCGGGUGAAGCAGGUUGGGUUAUUUUAGAAGCCCAAACCCUCACCACCACCACCACACCCCCUCCCCCGCCGAGCUGCGUUCCUCUCCACCACCCAUAUAUCACCUGAGACAUCUGGAUGACAUCUGAGGAAUGGACACGAGCCCCAUCUCCUGACUGAGAGCCAGACGACCGCUGACCUUCUAUAGAUUAUAUAACCAGCACCAAAUAUGAAGAGCAGUUUGCCUGGAUGAGGCUUCUCGAUCUGAGGCCUUAAGUUCAAAGCAAAAUACAGUCGGAUUUUUAAAGCCCUUUGAGAUAACUGCUUGAAUAGUGUUUUUUCCCCCAGUGCAGAGCUUUUAACAAAGUGGAUUCAAUGUUGAAGAGCUCACCUGCUGCUUGUGAAACACCUGGCAGCCGACCUGAGACAAUCAUGGCGUCCAUUUCCAUCCCAGUGUUGUGUGCAUAGAGACGACUGGUUUUUACGGCCUGGAAGCUUUCUGGCAACACCUGAGGGGAGAUCCGGAAACCCUGACCCAGCAUCUCCAGCCGUCAUCUGCUUCUGAGUCACGAUCAGCUGCAUGCGUUUCAUCGCGGUUCAGGCGUCUUCAGGUGCAGAGUGAAGCGUGUACGUAGCCGUGACAUGCCAGCGUGUCCUGGGCUUCCUGUGGUUGUUCCUGAGGCAGGGUGGCAUGCUUGUUGAUAUCCCUCUGGUGUUCAUGUUGUGGAUUUACUGUUGUAUAUCAAGAGGAUACGUGGUUAUUUAUGGAAACGUGCCAUUUCAUGUUUGUAAAAUAAAUACAUGGGAAGCAGCUGCAAAGUUUUAUUCCUUCUGGAAUCCAGGUCAGACACAGCAAAGGUGAGUGGUGAGAGUCACCUGCUGAUCUGUUCAAUCACUCAGACCUUCACGGUGACUUACGUUUAAGUUUAUAGCGACACUAAACAGAAAGAAGUGGACACAGGUAUUUGAACAGCUCAUCAUGAAACACUCCCUAUAUUGUUUCAUAAUCAAACUGUGAAAAGCUUUAUGUUUAUUGAAUACAUUUGACUUAAAAUUUUAAAUUAA